Aspergillus ibericus CBS 121593 is the source of this 1195-nucleotide messenger RNA. RefSeq lists its product as uncharacterized. Lineage: Eukaryota; Fungi; Ascomycota; Eurotiomycetes; Eurotiales; Aspergillaceae. The record is from RefSeq and is a predicted model, not a curated record. Bases 10 to 1179 code for a protein of 389 amino acids. The transcript is spliced from 7 exons.
AUUGCCGCUAUGUCACCAUUCUCGUCUGAGCUUUUGCCACCCUUAGAAGCGAUAACACCUGAUAACAGAGGCCCAGCGCUCACAAUUGUAGCCUUCAUCUUUCUAUUCGUGACUCUAAUUGUUGUCGUCGUCAAAUUUGGGUCCACGUUAUACUCGAAGACGGUGCUUUUCAGCACGGAUGCACCUCUUUGGAUUGCUUUGGUCAUCGCUUUCAUCCAAAGUCUUCUCACUCAAUUUGCGGUUGACAAUGGCCUUGGAAGACACACCUCUUCUCUUUCCUCUGCUGAAUUCUCUAAGUACAACAAGUUGACUUAUGCCGCUCAACUACUCCCGAUUUUGGUCCUUUCACUCUCAAAAGUGUCAACAUGUCGAUUGAUUUACAGAAUCACACCGGGUCAACACAUCAGACAAGCCAAUAUGGUUGUCGUCAUAGUUGUCGGUCUAUGGACAGUUUUUGCACUUUUUGCCACGGCCUUUCAGUGUCGGCCACAGUGGGAGUAUCUGCCUAGUCAAUGUGCCGGGGAGGGAGCCGUUGCAUACCCGAUCAUAAUUAUCAACAUCCUUACGGACCUGGCACUGGUGGUACUGCCGCUGGUUAUGCUUUGGAACGUGCAAAUGCCAUUUCAGAAGCGUCUCCAAAUCAUUGCUUCGUUCUGCGCACGGCUCAUUGUGGUAGCAGUCAGUAUCACCGAACUAGUAUACCUGCCGACAUACUUGCGCUCAAACGAUCCAACAUGGACUAUUGUCAACGUCGAAAUUUGCAAUGAGCUCACGAUGUACCUCAGCAUUAUUGCAGCCUGCAUGCCUUCCAUAUAUCGCAUUCUCAGCAGCUUAAAGUCAGGAUUAAACGACGUCCAUGUAUCUGAUAUCGAGCUCAACACGACUCAAGGAGCUACCGGUUCAAGAUCCAUGUCUCGAAACCAGGCUGGCUCCAGCUCCCGCGCAAGAAGGCACUCAACGCUUUUGCCAGGCUUCCGAGGCACUGAUCUAUUCUCCAGGGAUGAUAAUAUGACGCAAAAUGGACUGUAUACGAUACACGAUAGUGGGGUUCGCAGGGAUAGGGAUGGUGCAGAAAGCACGGAAAGCACUCAGUGGCUGACAGAAGAAGAUCAGCUACCGGUCGACGGAGUCAGGAAGACGGUGGACAUAUACGUAGAAGUCCACGAUAAUCCAUCAUGAACGUUUUGCAUAGUCG